AUGAUUUGUUAUUCAUUGAUUGAUGGAUCAAAAAGUACAUGUAAUCCUUUUAAUAGUUUAGUGUCUGGUGAUACUUGUCAAUCGGAUAUGCAAUGUCAUGGUCAAUUAGAAUGUUCAAAUUCAAUUUGUAAACUUCCAAAUAAUACAAUGUGCCAAUCACAAAGUGAAUGUGCAUUUCAAGAAUAUUGUAUGGAUGGACGUUGCUAUGACAAACAACCAGAAGGAUCAGUAUGCACACACGGUAUAAUGUGUCAAUUGGGAACUGUUUGUAGCCCAAUUUCACCUCCCAACCCUGUUGUGUUACAAGUCUCUUUUUGUGUGGCUGUGUUCUCCAAGACUGAGGGUCAGAGUUGUCGUCCAUCCUAUUAUUCAUUGGAUGGUUAUUUACCAGCAAUCGACUGCAACAUCCCAUUAGUAUGUCUGCAUGGAUCUUGUCAACACCCACCUCCACGAAACAGACCUUGUAUGAUUGACAGUGAUUGUGAAAACUAUCAAUGGUAA
Molecule: messenger RNA, 501 nt
Organism: Cavenderia fasciculata
Lineage: Eukaryota; Evosea; Eumycetozoa; Acytosteliales; Cavenderiaceae
Exons: 1
Coding region: 1-501 (166 amino acids)
Source: RefSeq, a predicted model, not a curated record